Carya illinoinensis is the source of this 2181-nucleotide messenger RNA. Its product is annotated as MLO-like protein 6. The transcript has 15 exons. The record is from RefSeq and is a predicted model, not a curated record. Gene Ontology annotation, cellular component: membrane. The coding region runs from base 197 to 1981 and encodes 594 amino acids. Gene Ontology annotation, biological process: defense response. NCBI's taxonomy places the organism in Eukaryota, Viridiplantae, Streptophyta, Magnoliopsida, Fagales, Juglandaceae.
CCUCACACAUCGCGUACAUCUAGAGAUGAACUAAAAUUCUAAAAUAUCAGAAGCUGCAAUCUUUUCUGUGGAGAGUCGUUGCCUGCCAGCAUCUGUAUCAUCAUCUCUGUAAUCGAUCUCCUCCAAUAUUGUUUCUCCAACGUUUGUUGUCAAGUUUCUCAGAGUUUUGCAUCCAUAGAAUUAGGGAUACUCUCCGAUGGACUCCAAAGAUUUAGCUCCCGAGCGAACAAUGGAAAAAACGCCAACAUGGGCUGUGGCGGUGGUUUGCUUUGUGUUGAUCGUUAUUUCAAUCUUCAUCGAGCAUAUUAUUCAUGUUGUUGAACAUUGGUUAAAACACAGAAACAAGCGAGCUCUUGGGGAAGCGCUUGAAAAGAUCAAAGCAGAGCUUAUGCUAAUGGGAUUCAUAUCCUUGCUCCUAACGGUGUUGCAAGAUCCCGUUUCUGGCAUAUGCAUAUCAAAGAACAUUGGAGACACUUGGCAUCCCUGCGACCCUGACAAAAAGGAAGGUCGGAAACUACUCCAAUUUUUGGAAUCUGGCUUCGUUGAGAGGCGAAGGUUAGCAAAAGGACAUGAUAAAUGCGCAGACAGGGAUAAAGUUGCCUUUAUGUCUGCGUAUGCGAUUCACCAGCUCCAUAUAUUCAUCUUUGUCUUGGCCCUUUUUCAUGUGCUUUACUGCAUCAUCACCAUGGCUUUGGGCAGAACCAAGAUGAGAAAAUGGAAGGCUUGGGAGGUCGAAACACAGACACUUGAAUAUCAGUACUACCACAAUGAUCCAGAUAGAUUUAGGUUUGCGAGGGAUACAUCAUUCGGACGAAGACAUUUGAACUCUUGGAGCCGAUCAACAAUUUUGCUUUGGAUAGUGUGUUUCUUUAGACAAUUCUGGGGAUCAGUUAAAAAGGUUGAUUACCUUGCACUGAGACAUGGAUUUAUCGUGGCACAUCUGACGCCGGACAGUGGAACCAGAUUUAAUUUUCAAAAGUACAUCAAGAAAUCACUUGAAGAGGAUUUUGUUGUAGUGGUAGGGAUCAGUCCUAUCCUAUGGUUCUUUGCGGUCUUAUACCUACUGUCCAACCCAGAUGGAUGGUAUUCUUAUCUAUGGCUGCCAUUUAUCCCGUUGAUUAUAAUCCUCUUGGUGGGUGCAAAGCUACACAUGAUCAUUACAGAAAUGGGACUGAGAAUACUAGAGAGAGGGGAUGUGGUUAAGGGCACACCUGUGGUGCAGCCAGGUGACGACCUUUUCUGGUUCGGAAAUCCUCGCUUCAUUCUCUUUCUCAUUCACCUUGUUCUCUUUCAGAAUGCAUUUCAACUGGCCUUCUUUGUGUGGAGUAUGUAUGCAUCUAAAAGCGUGAUUAAUUGCUUCCAUCCGCGCCUCGAAGCUAUCGUUAUCAGAGUUUUACUGGGGGUCAUCAUACAGUUUCUGUGCAGUUAUGUGACUUUGCCUCUCUACGCUCUAGUGACUCAGAUGGGCUCUACCAUGAAACCCACCAUCUUCAAUGAUCGAGUGGCGAAGGCGUUAAAAAACUGGAGUCACGGGGCAAAAAAGAAGAAGCACGGCCAUCGUGAUCAUUAUCAUUCAGAGGGCAAUUCACCAUUUUCAAGCAGACCAGCGUCUCCAACACACGGCAUGUCCCCAGUUCACCUCUUGCACAGCAAUCACCAUAAAAGCGUUGACAGCUUGCAUACAUCUCCCAGAAAGUCCGAUGCUAAUGAAAACGAUCAGUGGGACAUGAGAGAAAUACCAUCCAUAUCCCCAGGGAGCCGAUCAAGGAGAUUAGUACACGCGAUGGACGACUCUCAUCAUUAUUCCAGCUUGACUAGGCAUUCUAAGCAAGAGGUCAUGAGGCCAAUUGAUGAUGAUCGUCUAGAUCUGGAGCCAAGCUCAUCAUCGCAAUUGUCUCCGCCACCGGGAUCAGCCGUUCGCAGUACUCAACAUGAAAUCGACAUGGCUGUGUCUGAUUUCUCAUUUCGUAAGUUAGGAUGAGCCAAAUUAAUAAGGAGAUUCUUGAGUACGUCAUACGAGAAUCUAAUUCCUAUAUAUGUUUGUACCAAAGUGGACAUUUUUUUUUUUUGUACAUGAUCGCAAGCAGCAAUUAUGUCUAAGGAAAAAAAAAAAGGAAAAGUUUUAUUAUGUACAAAUAAACUUACAUAUUAAUAUUAAUGACUUUAUAUUUAAAAUUUAAA